Messenger RNA from Drosophila obscura, 732 nucleotides. RefSeq lists its product as uncharacterized. Bases 52 to 636 code for a protein of 194 amino acids. The record is from RefSeq and is a predicted model, not a curated record. Lineage: Eukaryota; Metazoa; Arthropoda; Insecta; Diptera; Drosophilidae. The transcript has 2 exons.
ACCGGCAGCUGAGGCAGUCGGCAUAGUUUGUUUAACGCAUCGAAACCGACAAUGAAGUUCACCCUCUUUUUCCUGGCCCUGUGCCUACUCGGCGUCAAUGCCUUCGUGCAGCCCAUCUCCAAUGAUAUUAUGUCACCGGAGCUGUACGAUGUGACCGAAGACGGUUUGGUCGAUUUCGAGCCCUUUGGCGCCCUGGGUGUCCUUCGCAAGACUCUGCGCACUGUGAAGGGCAUCAACUGCAUCCUCAAGUGGGUGGUAGGCAUCAAGGACAGCGCCACGCAGUUCAGCAGCGACGUUGUCCUCUGCGGCACCACGGCCAGCAAGGAUGUGACCGACCUUUUGCAUGCCAACAUCGAGAUUAUCAAGACCGCCAACAAUAUCAUCAACUUCAAGUCAACUAUCUGUGCCUCGGCCGAGGACGCUGACCAGAAGAUUACACACAGCUGCACCGUGAAGACUCUCCACGAAGUGUGGGUGCUCAGGAAACAGGUGGCGCACGUCGUCGUUUUGGCCAAAAGGCUGCCACACACUGCUCCCAAUGCUGGCUCCUGCAUCGUCGAUGCGGUCAACACCCUGACCAACUACUACACAGAGUUCCCCCAGAACAUUGCCGACUGUUCCAAGCUGACCACUUAGACAGACUUAGUCAUCCAUUGUCUAUCCAUCGAGUGUACGUACUACGUCGUACACCAUUCUUGAAGCAAUACAAAUAAAAUCUGUGCUGACCACAAA